CAUGCCCUCGUCCCGUCAGUGUCCCGUCGCUGCAUUUCCGGUGUGUGCACACAAAAUUUGGGAAGAAUUUCGUGGCCGUCGUCUCCCCUCGCCCGCCAGCCGACGAGGAAUCGCGAGCCUAACGGUCAUCGGAUUAUCUCGCUCGCCUUCGUGACAGUGCUCGAUCCAGACGAUUAGACGUCGCUACCUCGACGUAAACAGAUUCUCGAGUGGGUGCGUGCUUUUAACGUGACGCGGUCAAGCGACGUUCCCAGUAUCGCCGAGAGCAUCGGCUACUUCAGGUCGGUCGCCUUCCACCGCGCCGCGUCACACUCCCUGCGCAUCCGGAGACGCUGAAAGAAAGACUAAAAACAUGGGAUGCAAUGCGGGCCGAUGCCUCGGUCCAGACGAUACGGGGUACCCUGGAUCAGGAUUCAUGGCAGCAAUUAGGAAGAAGUUGGUUAUUGUGGGUGACGGUGCUUGCGGUAAAACAUGUCUACUCAUAGUGUUCAGCAAAGACCAGUUCCCUGAAGUAUACGUGCCGACAGUAUUCGAGAAUUAUGUCGCGGACAUCGAAGUGGACGGCAAGCAAGUGGAACUGGCUCUUUGGGACACAGCUGGUCAGGAAGACUACGACAGGCUGCGUCCGUUGUCGUAUCCGGACACGGACGUCAUCCUAAUGUGCUUCUCCAUCGACAGUCCCGAUUCCUUGGAGAACAUUCCCGAGAAGUGGACACCAGAGGUGAAGCACUUCUGCCCGAACGUGCCCAUUAUCCUUGUGGGAAACAAAAAGGACCUGCGCAAUGAUCCAAAUACUAUCAAGGAGCUCAGCAAGAUGAAGCAGGAGCCGGUCAAGCCCGAAGAGGGUAGGGCCAUGGCCGAGAAAAUCAACGCUUUCGCCUACCUUGAGUGUUCCGCCAAGAGCAAGGAGGGUGUGAGGGAAGUCUUCGAGACGGCAACCCGAGCUGCAUUACAAGUAAAGAAGAAGAAGAAGGGCAGAUGUAGGCUUCUUUAAGAUGUAACGCCAAGUGAGCCCGAUAACAUGGGCGAAAUUUGUGGAAUUGCGGAACUAGCUGCAGCGAAGCUAGUCGUAAUACCGGAGACCCCCGUGGAAACUAUGAUACAACACACAGAGAGACACACAUACACAUACACACACAUCUUACCUUUAAUUAUUUUACAUAAUAAAACAAGUUUGCAACAACAAAAUGGAAAAAAAAGAGGAAGUGCAACCGUGUUACACGCAGAUAACGUAUACACAGCAUACAUACGUAUACACACACACACACACACACACACACACACACACACACACACACACACACACACACACACAAAACAUACUUAAUACACAAACGUAAGCAGUCGUCGACGGCAUUGAAGGACUUUGAGAAGCGUUGAAGUAAAAAAAAAAUUCAAUAUAAGUAUACCUUAUUAUUAUAUACGAAAACCUGUAAUGUAUAUUGUAAUGACCACCUUGAUUGUGUAUUUUUUAACAGUAAUGAAUUGUGCUUCGAGUUUAAA
This is a messenger RNA of Dinoponera quadriceps, 1503 nucleotides long. RefSeq names its product ras-like GTP-binding protein Rho1 (gene Rho1). The coding region runs from base 353 to 994 and encodes 213 amino acids. The transcript has 5 exons. Gene Ontology annotation, molecular function: GTPase activity; molecular adaptor activity; GTP binding. Lineage: Eukaryota; Metazoa; Arthropoda; Insecta; Hymenoptera; Formicidae. Gene Ontology annotation, biological process: cell migration; post-translational protein targeting to endoplasmic reticulum membrane; small GTPase-mediated signal transduction. The record is from RefSeq and is a predicted model, not a curated record. Gene Ontology annotation, cellular component: membrane; TRC complex.